This is a messenger RNA of Ziziphus jujuba (common jujube), 918 nucleotides long. RefSeq names its product ubiquitin-conjugating enzyme E2 20. Lineage: Eukaryota; Viridiplantae; Streptophyta; Magnoliopsida; Rosales; Rhamnaceae. The transcript has 6 exons. The record is from RefSeq and is a predicted model, not a curated record. Bases 190 to 747 code for a protein of 185 amino acids.
UUACCGUUUAAAAACCAAAUCAAACCCAAGUUCCAUACCCUCUCUCAUUCUCACUCUCUAAGCUUUCCCUCUUCUCAACCAAGAAGGAGAACAAACCCUUUUGUCUCUCCUUCUUCUACGAAUCCUUUUUUGCUUUUGUCUCUUCGUUCGAAUCUCUGUGUGUCUUUGUGUUUGAUCUACAUCUCAAUAAUGGCUGCCGUUAAUGGGUUCUCUGAAACCGGUCAUGGCUACCAGACCAACACUCCGGUCACCGCCGCUGCUCCCACCAAACAAUCUCUGCCUCCGGCUAAGACUGUAGAUUCUCAGUCUGUUCUCAAAAGGUUGCAAUCUGAACUGAUGGCUUUAAUGAUGAGCGGGGAUUCAGGGAUAUCUGCAUUCCCAGAGGAAGACAACAUAUUCUGCUGGAAAGGAACAAUCAUUGGAAGCAAAGACACAGUCUUUGAAGGAACAGAAUACAGACUUUCACUUUCUUUUCCAAAUGAUUAUCCAUUCAAACCUCCAAAGGUCAAGUUUGAGACUGGUUGCUUCCAUCCUAAUGUGGAUGUCUAUGGCAAUAUUUGCUUGGACAUUCUUCAGGAUAAAUGGUCAUCUGCUUAUGAUGUGAGAACUGUACUAAUAUCCAUCCAGAGUCUUCUUGGAGAGCCAAACAUAAGUUCACCUUUGAAUACCCAAGCUGCUCAACUCUGGAAUAAUCAAGAGGAGUACAGGAAGAUGGUGGAGAAGUUGUACAAGGCCCCAACUGCUUAGUUAUUUUUUAUUUAUUUAAUUUUUAUUUUUUUUUGGUUACUCUUUUAAUUUUUUUUUUUUUCCCUCCCCUCGUUUACUUACAAAAAGAUCAGAGAUGAUGGAAACAUGCUUUUUCUUUUUCCUUUUUCUUAUUGAGGAUGAAUUUAUAUUACAUUUAGAAUUCUCUCUCUA